AUGGCUGGCUUGCCCAAUCUGAGCUGGCUGGCUCCACCUCCCCCGGAGAAAAUGGAGGCAGCGCUGAUCAAGGCGCCUAGCCUCGUGUGUUACAGUGGCAUCUCCACAGAAAGCGACUGUGCUUUUGAGCCUGACUACGCCGUUCCACCACUUCCAGUGAGUGAAGGUAUGCAGCACAUUCGGAUUAUGGAGGGCAUGUCUCGCUCUCUUCCAUCCUCCCCCUUACUCACACAUCAGUCUAUCAGUGUUCGGCUCCAACCUGUGAAGAAGUUAACUGCCCCUCUGAGGAAGGCAAAGUUUGUUGAGAGCCCACGAAUUCCAGAAUCCGAGCUUGGCUCACCAACCCUCACUUCAGCUCAGAAACUGGAUGUGGAUGCAUACUGCCCUGAUGAUGCUGAAGCUGCUGGUGAGGUUCCACGCUUUGAGAACCAACUGGAUUAUAGGGCUACUACAAGCUACUUACAAGUG
This is a messenger RNA of Galeopterus variegatus (Sunda flying lemur), 468 nucleotides long. Its product is annotated as protein TANC1-like. The annotation marks the transcript as partial. The transcript has 5 exons. Lineage: Eukaryota; Metazoa; Chordata; Mammalia; Dermoptera; Cynocephalidae. The record is from RefSeq and is a predicted model, not a curated record.